Molecule: messenger RNA, 5769 nt
Organism: Xenopus laevis (African clawed frog)
Lineage: Eukaryota; Metazoa; Chordata; Amphibia; Anura; Pipidae
Gene: tcof1.S
Product: Treacher Collins-Franceschetti syndrome 1 S homeolog
Exons: 30
Coding region: 170-5119 (1649 amino acids)
Biological process (GO): nucleolar large rRNA transcription by RNA polymerase I
Cellular component (GO): nucleolus
Molecular function (GO): RNA binding; scaffold protein binding
Source: RefSeq, a predicted model, not a curated record
GAACUAGCCCCUUCCGUUUUUCAUCCCUCGUUCCUUGUAGACGCCGGAAGUAGUGCUACAGCACGCACAUGUUGGAAAUAGUUAGAGAGCAAGUUGCAGGACAGGUAGCUGAACGGACUGAUUUGCCCAGGGCUGCUUCCAGGCUUGAAGGGAACGUCAAGCCUGUAUCAUGAAGGAAGUGGAGGGAUCCCUGCUGGCUCUCAUUCACCAGCAUCUGCAGCAGGCUGGAUACAGUAAAGCAGCCACAGAACUGCAACUACAGAACGGCAAGAAAUUCUCUACCCCUGAAGUGUCACUCCAGGAUAUUUACAAAGACUGGAUUCAACACCCAAAAAAAAACAAGUCAAAAAAAAGUCUUCAAGUUGCUAACAAUCAGGGGGUGAAAGUACGAGUGCCAGAUCCAGAGAGUAGCUCCGAGAGCUCUGAAGAUGAGGGAAAAGGAGCAACUGCAGCUAGAAGUAAAGCUCUCUCAAAUGCAACCCCUCAGGUGCAACAGGCUAAAGAGAGAAAGAGUAAAACGAAACCAACUACCAAGGGGAAGACAGCCACCAUAGUUUCAAAGAGCACAUCAGGGGGUACUACUGCCAUUGGGCAGAACAAAAAGGCUUCUUCAGCUGCACCACAAGUUCAAGGGGUUGUGAUGGAGACUAGCAGCUCAUCUGAUAGUGAAGACGAUCCGGCACCUCCAAAUGCUGCUCCAGUGACAAUAUCCUCAAAUCCAGCAGCUGAAAGCACUGAAAGCUCAUCUGAUUCUGAAUCAGACAUGGAUACUGCAGGACAGACACAUACUGUUUUGGCCAAUGUUCAUGCAUUACCAAGGACACCUCUGCUUUCUUCGUCAAAGAUUGCAAGGAUAACUGUGCCACGUAAAGCUGCUAUUGUCACAAAACCAGCAGAUGUUGAGAAGUCAGAGAGCAGUGAUUCAUCCGAUAGUGAAGUCAUAGUUAACCAGAAACCAGCAGCACCACCCCAGGCAUCCCAGAAGAAGUCCACUGAUGUUACAGCUGCUAAGCCACAAGUGACAAAAAAAUCAAUUUUGGCCGGACCAGGGAAGGUGGCAACACCUACUAAGACACCUGUGAUUGCACAGCCACUUCAGAGCUCUGGAAGUAGUGACUCAUCAGACAGCGAGGAGGAACCUGAUGCAAAGAAAACAGCAGUGCUUAUCCAGUCAUCCCAGAAAAAGACUAUUGCACCUCCUACAGCCACAAGGACACCAGAGGCACAGACUCCACUCUUGGCCAAACAUGGGAAGUUGGCAACACCAGCCAAGACACAGCCGCUAGCAGCUGGGAGCUCUGGGGUCAGUGACUCAUCAGACAGCGAGGAGGAACCUGAUGCUAAGAAAACAGCAAAUCUCAAGUCAUCCCAGAAAAAGUCACUUGCACCUACACAAACACCCCUGUCGGCCAAACCUGGAAAAUUGGUAACACCAGCUGCAAAACCUGUGAUUGCACAGCCGUUGGCAGAUCAAAGUUCUGUAAACAGCGACUCCCCAGACAGUGAGGAGGAACCUGAUGCUAAGAAAACGGCAAAUCUCAAGUCAUCCCAGAAAAAGUCACUUGCACCUACACAAACACCCUUGUCGGCCAAACCUGGAAAAUUGGUAACACCAGCUGCAAAACCUGUGAUUGCACAGCCGUUGGCAGAUCAAAGUUCUGUAAACAGUGACUCCCCAGACAGUGAGGAGGAACCUGAUGCUAAGAAAACAGCAAAUCUCCGGUCAUCCCAGAAAAAGUCACUUGCAUCUACACAAACACCCCUGUCGGCCAAACCUGGAAAACUGGUAACACCAGCUGCAAAACCUGUGAUUGCACAGCCGUUGGCAGAUCAAAGUUCUGUAAACAGCGACUCCCCAGACAGUGAGGAGGAACUUGAUGCUAAGAAAACAGCAAAUCUCAAGUCAUCCCAGAAAAAGUCACUUGCACCUACACAAAUACCCCUGUCUGCCAAACCUGGAAAACUGGUAACACCAGCUGCAAAACCUGUGAUUGCACAGCCGUUGGCAGAUCAAAGUUCUGUAAACAGCGACUCCCCAGACAGUGAGGAGGAACCUGAUGCUAAGAAAACCGCAAAUCUCCGGUCAUCCCAGAAAAAGUCACUUGCACCUACACAAAUACCCCUGUCUGCCAAACCUGGAAAACUGGUAACACCAGCUGCAAAACCUGUGAUUGCACAGCCGUUGGCAGAUCAAAGUUCUGUAAACAGCGACUCCCCAGACAGUGAGGAGGAACCUGAUGCUAAGAAAACAGCAAAUCUCAAGUCAUCCCAGAAAAAGUCACUUGCACCUACACAAACACCCCUGUCGACCAAACCUGGAAAACUGGUAACACCAGCUGCAAAACCUGUGAUUGCACACCCGCUGGUAGAUCAAAGUUCUGUAAACAGCGACUCCCCAGACAGUGAGGAGGAACCUGAUGCUAAGAAAACAGCAGCGUCUAUCCAGUCACCCCAGAAAAAGUCUAUUGCACCUCCCACAGCCACAAGGACACCAGGGACACAUACUCCACUCUUGGCCAAACCUGGGAAGUUGUCAACAUCAGCCAAAACACCACCACUAUCAAAUCAGAGCUCUGGGAGUAGUGACUCAUCAGACAGCGAUGAGGAACCUGAUGCGAAGAAAACAGCAACUCUUCAGUCAUCCCAGAAAAAGUCACUUGCAUCUUCACAAACACCCAUACCAUACCAUACCAUUUCCAUACCUGGAAAACUGGUAAUACCAGCUGCAAAACCUGUGAUUGCACAGCCGCUCGCAGAUCAAAGUUCUGGAAGCAGCGACUCUUCAGACAGUGAGGAGGAGCCUGAUGCUAAGAAAACCGCAGCUCCUCUCCAGUCAUCCCAGAAAAAGACACUUGCACCUUCCAUAGCCACAAGGCCACAAUGGACACAAACAAACUUGGCAAAAACUGGGAAGGUGGUAACACCUGCCAAGACACAGCCACCAUCAGAUCAGAGCACCGGCAGCAGUGACUUUUCAGACAGUGAGGAGGAACUUAUUGCUAAGAAAACAGCAGCUCCUCUCCAGUCAUCCCAUAAAAAGACGCUUGCACUUUCGAUAGCUACAAGGCCACCGGCGACACACACACCACUCUUGGCAAAAACUGGGAAGGUGCUAACACCUGCCAAGACACAGCCACCAUCAGAUCAGAGCACCGGCAGCAGUGACUUUUCAGAGAGUGAGGAGGAACUUAUUGCUAAGGCAUCCAAAAAAAAUAGCAGAACAGUCCUCUUGGGCAAGACAGGGAACAAAGCAACACCAGCCAAGAUGCCAGUGGUUACACAGAUGGCAGCAGUUGACAGCUCUGAGAGCAGCAACUCAUCAGAUAGUGAAGAGGAGCUGAACAAUAAGAAGACUGCAGUGCCUCAGCGGGCAUCCCAGAAAAAGGGCAAAGACAAGACAGAGAAUGUAGCAACACCAGCUAAGAUGCCAGUGAUUACACAGCCGCCAGCAGCUGAGAGCUCUGAGACAUGGAACUCCUCAGAUAGUGAGGAGGAGCUUAACAAUAAGAAUGCCGUGCCUCCCCGGUCAUCCCAGAAAAAGGGCAAAGCAUACCUACUGGCCAAGAAAGGCAAUGCUGCAACCCCAGCCAAGAUUCCAGUGGUUAUGCAGCCGCUAGCAGCUGAGACCUCUGAGACUAGCAACUCUUCAGAUAGUGAGGAAGAGCUUAACGAUAAGAAGAAUGCAGUGCCUCCCCAAUCACCCCAGACAAAAGGGAAUGCUGCAAAAGGGAAAGGGAAUGCUGCAACCCCAGCCAAGACGCCGGUGGUUACGCAGCCGCUAGCAGAGGAGAGCUCUGAGACAUGGAACUCCUCAGAUAGUGAGGAGGAGCUUAAUGAUAAGAAGAAUGCAGUGCCUCCCCAAUCACCCCAGAAAAAGGGCAAAGCACCCCUCCUGGUCAAGAAAGGGAAUGCUGCAACCCCAACCAAGAAGCCAGUGGUUAUACAGCCGGCAACAGCUGAGAGCAGCAACUCGUCAGAUAGUGAGGAGGAACAGAACACUCUUAAAUUAAAUGCUCCCUUGAACCCUACAACAUCAAAGACCAAAGCAUUUACAACUUUGAAGCUAACUGCCAAACAGGACUAUGAGAGUAGUGACACUAGUGAAGAAGCCAAGAGCAAAUCCAGGACUCUGGUGGCGCAACCAUCGAUUGCCAAUAUCUUGGAGACCAGUGACACCACUGAUAUUGAUGAGAUAGUGUCUCCAACCCCUGCUCCAAUCAGGGCAACAAAAGGAAAGGCUGUACCCAUAUUGGCAAAAACUGUCACACCAUCCAGCCUGAAAGCCACCAAAAGCAAAGUCAGCAGCACAGCUAAAACUCCAGCAGAAGCACAGAAAAUAGCUGUUACAAGCUCGGACAGCAGCGACAGUGAAGAGGAACCAGGAAUUAAGUCUCAUAUAACACCAGUACUUGCAGUGCCCACCCCACAGAAACGGAAGAGGGCUUCAAAAAUCAAAGAAGUUACUCUACCUUCUGUUGAUUCCAUAAAAUCCAUGAAAAAGAAGACUAAAGCUGAGCAAGUGACAUCUACUCAGCCAGCACCAGUUACAGGGAUUGACUCUGAAGAGGAGACCAUAAUGGCUCUGCUUACAGGUCAGAGCCCAAAGAAGAAUAAGCAGAAGCCAUCCAAACUGGAACUGAAAGCAGCUGCUUCGGUUUCUAUGCAAAAGAACAGCAGUGUCUCAGACUUGUCUGGUGAGAAUGAUGUUGGAACUUUAGCAUUAAAUAUAACGACUCCAGUGCCAGAGCCCAUGCCACCGACCACUGAGAAAGAAAAGAAAAACGCUAAAAAAAGAAAGAGCUCCUCGGAAGAUGGACCCAAAAAGAAAUCUAAGAAGGCAAAGAAGGAAGGAAAGAAAGAAAAGAAGAAAUCAAAGUCUGAAGGAGGAGAGGCUGGAGCCAUUACCCCAAAAACAAAAUCUUCCAAAAAAGAUAAAAAGAAGCUAGAGAAAUCUGAGAAAAAGAAAUCAAGUAAAAAAAAAAAGGAGAAGAAAAAAAAGGACGGGGAAAAAAAGGUUUCAAAGAAAACCAAGAAGGCAGAGUCUGUGCCAGGUUCAGCAACUGGCAUCUCCCCUAAACCAAAGAAAAAGAAGAAAAUUAAAGUGGAUAAAGUUGAUUGAGGACCACACGUCUGGAGGGCCUGAUAUCUGCCUGCCGAAUACAAAGGUUUACAAGCCAUGAUCUUUUUAUGCGUGUACAUAUGGAAGAAGAUGCCAGAAGAAAUGAAAACCUGCAAAUAAAGUGGAUGAUUUUAAUCUUUUUUUUUUUUAAUUCUGCUUUUUAGCAGAAGCACGUCUCCCAACUCUGACCUCUAUAUGGAAUUUUUUAAAAGUGUGGAAUCAUUCUAAAAUGACAGCUGCUUUUUUUUUAUCUGUGACUUGAAUUAUUUUAUGGACUCUUCACAAAAUAAAAAUCCUAUAUAUUUAUAAAUGUGCGCAGGUUGCUGAAUCUGCGGUUUGAAACGUGACCGCUCGGGCUUUUUUUUUUCUUUUGUAAUCUCUCAUUUAAAAAUGCAUUUUUUUACUACUGUAUAUCAGCCUUUAACAGAUGUGAUUUGGGUGUUGGAAUGUGGCUUUUUUGACCAUUUAUUUUUAGCUAGCUUGUUAUGACAGAUACUAGAUUACUGUGAUUCCAGAGAUCCCUUAUCGCUAAAACCCGUUAUCAAGAAAGCUCUGAAUUAUGGAAAGGCCACCACCUAUAUUGCCCAUAAUAAUUUUUAAAAAUGAUUUCCUUUUGUCUUUGUAAUAAUAAAACUGUGCCUUUUACUUGA